AUGUCGACAGAAGACUACGACGAGUUCGGAAACUAUAUCGGAGGCGACCUCGACUCUGAUGAGGACUCCGAUGCCGACAUUGCCCCUUCCUACGCCCCCGGUCCCAGCGCACAACCCUCGGCUUCCUACGCGCCUUUAGAAGGUCUCGAAGAUGACGACGAUGAUAUGGACGACCCCUCCGCCGGGAUGCAGCUCACUGAGUACGGCAUUGAGCAGGUGGAUGGAUCAGCCAAUCAGGUGGUGCUGCAUGAGGAUAAAAAGUACUAUGCGACGGCGGAAGAGACGUAUGGGCCGGAUGUGGAGACAAUGGUGCAGGAGGAGGACUUGCAGCUUCUUUCCGAGCCUAUCGUCGCGCCUGUAAAGAACAGGGCGUUUACUGUGCAAGAGAAGGGUCUUCCAGCGACACGAUACGAUAAAAACUUCCUCAUCGAUAUGAUGGAGUACCCGGAUAUGAUUCGUAACGUCAUGGUUGGAGGUCACAUCCACCAUGGCAAGACAUCACUUCUCGACAUGCUCGUCUACGAAACCCACAAGAUGACUUGGGAUGCCGACACCCCCAUCCGCUACACCGAUACCCAUAUCCUUACCCGGUCCCGCGGUAUCUCGAUCAAAUCCGGACCCAUGUCUCUCGUCCUUCAAAACUCCAAAGGCAAAUCCAACUUGAUCAACAUUGUUGACACGCCCGGACACGUCAACUUUGCCGAUGAAGUUGCGUCUGUUGCGCGAUUGGUGGACGGUGUUGUGAUUGUGGUAGAUGUUGUCGAGGGUGUCAUGCUGGGGACGGAGCAGUUGAUCAGGCACGCGAUGCAGGAGAAGCUCAAGAUGACGCUGGUGGUCAACAAGAUGGAUCGAUUGAUUCUGGAAUUGAGAAUACCACCGAGCGAGGCGUUCUUCAAGAUCAAGCACACGAUCGAAGAAGUCAACUCAAUCAUCGCCUCGGUUGAUUCUGACGAGUCUUACCGUCUCUCUCCCGAGAAAGGCAACGUCGCUUUCGCCUCCACCCAGAUGGGAUGGUGUUUCACCCUCACCACCUUUGCCAGCAUGUACGCCGACACCUUUGGGUCCUUCGAUGUCGAAGAGUUUGCCGUUCGGCUCUGGGGUAACAUCUACUUCGACCCCGCCUCCCGCAAGUUUACCCGUAAACCUACGGACGCGGAGAGCAAGCGCUCUUUCGUUCACUUUGUCCUCGAGCCGCUGUAUAAGCUGUAUACGCAGGUUUUGAGUGCCGACAGAGAGGCUUUGCAGGAGACACUUGCCGACCUGCAAAUCACACUCAAACCCUCAGCCUACAAGAUGGACGUCCGUCCUCUUCUCAAGGUUGUGCUUGAAGCUUUCUUCGGCCCUUCAGUCGGCCUGGUCGACAUGAUUACAGAGUUCAUCCCCUCUCCCAAAGAAGCUGCCGACACCAAGAUACGGCACACCUACACUGGCCCUCUUACCUCCAAUCUGGCCGACUCUAUGAUUAGCUGUGACCCUCAAGGGCCCACAGUCGUGCAUGUCACGAAACUCUUCCAUACCGCCGAUGCGGAGCAAUUCAGGGCAUACGGAAGAGUGAUGAGUGGUACCGUCAAGGUGGGGCAGGUGGUCAAGGUAUUGGGUGAGGGCUAUUCGCUCGAGGACGAGGAAGAUAUGGCCAAAGCCAUUGUCGAAGGUGUUAUGUUGAGCGAAUCCCGAUACACUGUGGACACCCAGACUGCUCCCGCGGGCAAUCUCGUUCUUCUCUCCGGCGUCGACAACUCAAUAGCCAAGACAGCUACUUUGGUCUCCAACGACGCUGAGGAUGAUCUCUACAUCUUCCGGCCUAUCAAGCACCUCACGACAUCUGUUCUCAAAGUUGCUGUCGAGCCCGUCGCCCCUUCGGAACUGCCAAAGAUGCUUGAUGGUCUGAGAAAGGUCAACAAGUCUUAUCCUCUUGUGACGACCAAGGUUGAAGAGAGCGGAGAACACGUGAUUCUGGGGACGGGCGAGCUGUACAUGGACUCGGUAUUGCACGACUUGAGAAGGGUGUUCUCAGAGAUUGAGAUCAAGGUCUCGGACCCCGUGACGAAGUUCUGUGAGACGGUAGUUGAGACUUCUGCCCUGAAGUGCUACGCGGACACGCCCAACAAAAAGAACAAGCUCACCAUGAUCUCUGAACCCCUUGAACCUGGAAUUGCUGCCGACAUUGAGGCUGGGAGAGUGUCCAUGAAGAUGACGAACAAGGAGCGCGGGAAGUUCUUCGAGAACAAGUAUCAAUGGGAUGUGUUGGCUUCGCGAAACAUUUGGGCUUUUGGCCCUGAGGACAACGGGCCUAAUGUUUUGAUAAACGACACUCUUCCCUCCGAGGUCGACACAAAACUCCUCAACAGUAUCAAGGAAAGUGUCAAGCAAGGUUUCCAAUGGGGUACGCGUGAAGGUCCCUUGUGUGAUGAGCCUAUUCGAGGCGUCAAGUUCCGUGUCCUCGACGCUGCUCUUGCCCAAGAACCAAUCUACCGAGGUGGUGGUCAGAUCAUUCCCACAGCGCGCCGUGUCUGCUAUUCGUCCUUCCUUCUCGCCACUCCCCGUCUCCUCGAACCCGUCUAUUAUGUCGAAGUUCAAGCGCCCGCCGAUUGCGUUGCCGCCGUUUACACCGUUCUUUCCCGCCGACGUGGUCACGUCACAAAAGACAUUCCCAAACCCGGAUCUCCGCUGUAUACCGUCAAAGCAUUCAUUCCUGUACUGGAUGCGAAUGGGUUUGAGACAGAUCUGAGAACGGCGACCAUGGGACAGGCGUUCGUGCAAAUGAGCUUUGACCACUGGAGUGUGGUGCCCGGUGAUCCCACGGAUACCUCCAUCCAAUUGAGACCACUGGAGCCUGCGAUGGGCCAGUCGUUGGCGAGGGAUUUGGUGCUGAAGACGAGAAGAAGAAAGGGUCUGAGUGACAGUAUCGCUGUCAGCAAGUAUCUCGAAGACGAGACCAUUAUUGCUAUCAGCGCUUCCGGUAACGCCGAUCUGCUGGGUUAG
Molecule: messenger RNA, 2982 nt
Organism: Cryptococcus wingfieldii CBS 7118
Lineage: Eukaryota; Fungi; Basidiomycota; Tremellomycetes; Tremellales; Cryptococcaceae
Product: U5 small nuclear ribonucleoprotein component
Exons: 8
Coding region: 1-2982 (993 amino acids)
Biological process (GO): mRNA splicing, via spliceosome
Cellular component (GO): U2-type catalytic step 2 spliceosome; U4/U6 x U5 tri-snRNP complex; cytosol
Molecular function (GO): translation elongation factor activity; GTP binding; U5 snRNA binding
Source: RefSeq, a predicted model, not a curated record